Messenger RNA from Trichoderma aggressivum f. europaeum, 3390 nucleotides. RefSeq lists its product as uncharacterized. The record is from RefSeq and is a predicted model, not a curated record. The transcript has 4 exons. Gene Ontology annotation, molecular function: ATP hydrolysis activity; ATP binding. Lineage: Eukaryota; Fungi; Ascomycota; Sordariomycetes; Hypocreales; Hypocreaceae. Bases 1 to 3390 code for a protein of 1129 amino acids.
AUGUCUCAAUCUGCCCCUUCCAUGAUAGGCUACUCUCAGACUGGAUUUUAUUCAUCAAAUAUCGCUCUGCCUGUUGAAGCAUCUUAUAAUUACAUUUACAGCCAUGAAAGCGACGCACCUGGUCCAAAUCAUCAUCAGGCCAUUCCAGACGCUAUUCAAACAAAUAUCGGGCCAACCGCACUAUUGAAUCCCUUCAACCAGACGCGCUCCAGAGCUACACAAAAUUGGCAUCUUAGAAAACUCCAUGGCGAGAAAUCCAAUACUCUGGAUGAACUCAUGCAGUAUCAGGGACUGGAAGCGGUUAAGCAGCACUUUCUUGAUCUCAAAUCCAUGGUUGACAUCUGGAAAAAGCAAGACCCAGAGGAAACGAUGGAUAUUUUAAAACAGGAACGGUUUAACAUCGUCUUCCAAGGAAAUCCUGGAACGGGGAAGACGGUAGUUGCUCGGAUAUACGCCAAGUUCCUAAACGAGAUGAAAAUCUUACAUUCCGAUUAUAUUAAGGAGACAUCUGGCGUUAAUAUAGCCUUGGGGGGUGGGAAACAUAUGAAAAACAUCAUCAACUACAUGAAAGUUAAUAAGAAAGGUGGCGUCAUCUUUAUGGACGAAGCUUACCAGCUUAUGAGCUCCUAUGUUGAUGGAAAUGGUAAACAAGCUCUUGAUGUGCUUCUGACAGCACUGGAAAAUAACCUGGGCAGUAUUGCAGCUAUUUUUGUGGGCUAUAAAGACGAGAUGGUGUCUUUUUUUGAGCAUAAUCCAGGUCUAGAGAGCCGUAUUCCUUACGUUGUUAACUUUACGGACUUUAGCGAUGGAGAACUCUGGCAAAUCCUAGUGGAUAAGAUCAAAAAGCAGUAUCAAGGUAAGAUGCGCGUUGAAGGUGGCUUCGAUGGUCUUUAUAUGCGCAUCGUUAUUCGUCGCUUAGCACAAGCUCGAGGGUGCCGCAAUUUUGGAAACGCUCGCGCUGUCGAAAACCUGCUUGUCCGUAUUAAACAACGUCAAGCUCGCAGGUUAGCGCAAGAGAAGAUUGAACAUUGUCAAUAUAUUGACUACUUCCUCUUUACCAAAGAGGACCUUAUAGGCCCCAAUCCUUCAGCAGUGGCGAGGUUGUGUCCGGCUUGGAUCGAAUUGUACAAACUUAUUGGACUUGAAGAAGUCAAAAAGUCUGUGGAAACCCUGAUCGGAAUGGUAGAGCUCAACUAUCAGAGAGAACUACUUGAAGGACUUCCUAUCCAAUUUUCACUCAACCAAGUCUUUGUCGGAGCUCCAGGAACUGGAAAAACCACAGUUGCGAAAUUAUACGGUCAAAUACUAGCUGAACUAGGCUACCUUAGUUGCGGCGAUGUCGUUCUGAAAACGCCCGCUGACUUCAUUGGCGACUGUUUGGGAAAGUCGGAGACCAAAACAAGACAAAUUCUAGAAUCCACCGUUGGUAAAGUCCUUAUUAUUGAUGAAGCUUACAUGCUCGAUGCUGGCGACUCCCAGAGGGACCAGGACAAAUUCAAAGCAGGUAUUAUUGAUACUAUUGUAUCAAUGACUCAUGGAUUACCGAACGAGGAUCGAUGCAUUAUCCUUGUUGGCUAUAAGGAUAAGAUUCGUGAAAUGUUCCAAAACGCCAACCCUGGUCUCUCACGGCGUUUUCCUAUCGAACAUCCUUUUCACUUUGAAAAUUUUAACGUUGAACAAUUAAAGGACAUUUUGAUCCUAAGGGCUAAAGAGGAUAAUCUAGUCAUCACCGAGGAUGCACUACUUGCUGCGCAAGAAAUCUUUACACGGGCUCUUAUGAGGCCUAACUUUACUAACGCUGGCGAAGUGAACAACAUGUUUGCUGCAGCAAAGAUGAGAUACGCAACUCGCCUAUUAAAUCUGCCCAUGAAUGAAAGGAUCUUUGCCACAGCCUUAGAAGCCGUUGAUUUUGAUCCAGAAGCUGGCAAGAGAGAUGAGUCAGAGCUAGCCUGCGAAAAAAUGCUAGACGGAGCAGUCGACAGUCGGAUUAUAGACAAAAUUGCUAGCUACCAGCAUGGUUACCGUAUGGCAACAAAGCUAAACCUAAGCCCAAGAGCCUUCGUUCCGACCAACUUUAUAUUCAAAGGCCCGCCAGGUACUGGAAAAACAACGACAGCUAAACAAAUGGGCAAAAUUUUCUAUAACAUGGGUUUCGUCUCAACAAACGAAGUUAUCGAAUGUACCGUCACCGAUCUUGUCGGCCAGUACGUAGGACAAACUGCGCCGAUGACAAAGAAGAAGCUCCAGGAGGGUCUUGGCCGUGUAUUAAUCAUCGAUGAAGCCAACCGUCUUAUCAAUGGCUCUUAUGCGUCAGAGGCUGUUGAUGAACUUCUUAGUUUUCUCGCAAAUCCUUCGAAUACUGGGAAUAUGAUCAUCAUUCUUGUUGGUCUGACAGCUGAGAUGGACAAGCUCCUAUCUCAAUAUCCAGUACUAUCCAAUUUCUUCCCGGACGAAAUCACCUUCGAAAAUAUCUCACCCGAUGAUUGUAUAAAAUUGCUCAUAAAAGAGCUGAAGGGGAUAGGCAUUCAUGCCGCAACCAGUUUCCUUCUCGAUCACAGUAAAGAUGAGUACUGCAAGAUUCGACAACUAUUUCGCUCCCUAAGCGUCCAACAAUGCUGGGGUAAUGCCCGCGAUGUUAAGGCUUUAGCCAAACAAAUCACGACGCGGUUCAUCAGUACUCAAACUUCAUGUGCUCUGCAAAAAGAAAUUUCGAUGCAAUGUGUAACCGAGUCGAUGGAGCAGAUGAUUGCACUUCGAAAAGGUCGUAUGAAACCAUCAACUUCCGGUCACUCUUCGAGCAAUUUUAGCCAAAGAUCACAAGAAAAUCCGCAGCAGGUUAUGGUACCACAACAGGUGCCAGCCACAGUUCACACCGGCAAACGUAAAGGAGUCUGGGAUACGGAUAGAGGCGUCGAUAAUGGCAGCGCUAAGCGACACCAAGGGUUAGCAAGUUACAUGCCCCCCUCACAAUCAAAAUAUUUCCUUUCAAAGGAAGCGGAUACUCCUCUAAAAGAGGAGACGCAGCAGCAGCCAUCAACACGGAAAAAAGUCUCACGAGAAGAUGGAGUCUCAGAUACAGACUGGGAGAAAAUCUGCAGCGCCAACACGAACCGAACUAUCAGACAGAAGCUGCUAGAGUUACAGUUAGCGGGACUGCAACGAGAUAUGAAGAGUGACGAGAAUAAAGAGGACAGUGAUUAUAUGUCGAAACUCCAGGAUCGGCUUGAACAGGCUCAAUCAAAGAUAAAAAAAGAAGAAGAGAUCCAAAAUGCUCUUCAUGCGAUGGGGCGGUGCGUGAUGGGAUACGCUUGGACUAAGCAAGACGGAGGUUAUCGGUGCGAGGGAGGAUCACAUUUUGUGUCAGAUGAAGAACUUGCGACCAAAUUAUAG